GGCGGCGCGCGCCGGGGCCUUUGUGGCGUCCGUCAUGGAGGCGGCGGCCGAGCGGCGGCGGCGGCAGCGGCGGCGGGACGCGGCGGCGGCGAAGGCCGAGAGGCGCAGCCCCCGCCGCUCCGCCUCCCGCUCGGCGCGGGGCAGCCAGUCACCGCCGGCCGACGAGCGGCGGGGGCCGCGCCAGGGCAGCCGCGGCAGGAGCAGCAGAUCGCCCAAGAGGAAGAGUAAGUCCGGACGGAGGAGCCGGUCGCCGCGCGGCAGGAGGAGCCGCAGCCGGAGCCCGCACCACGCCGCCGUGAAGGUAAAGCAGGAGCGAGAGGAUCAUUGUCGACGAGGAAACGAGGAGCGAAAGCAGAGACACUCCUCAGAGCAAGAGCACAGGAGAGACAGAAGUGGUGACAGAGACAGAAGUGGUGACAGAGACAGACACAGAGACCAUUCAGACAGAAGGAAGAAUGUGAGUGAAAGACCAGGAAUCCGAGGCCAGGAGCGGGACAGGGACGCUCAGAACAUCCGCGAGCAGCAGGCAGAGAGGGAGCUCUACAACGAGAGAAGACGAGAGCACCGACAGAACAACGGAGGCGUUGAGCAGAACCCAGAACUGGGCCAAUCUGAUAACAAACCUCAAGAAAAAGCUGCUGUAAACAAAGAGAAGCCAAGCUUUGAACUGUCUGGUGCUCUCCUAGAGGACACCAACACCUUCCGUGGGGUUGUGAUUAAGUACAGCGAGCCCCCCGAAGCUCGGAUCCCCAAGAAGCGCUGGCGCCUUUACCCCUUCAAGAACGACGAGUUUCUGCCCGUGAUGUACAUCCACAGGCAGAGUGCUUAUCUGCUGGGCAGGCACCGCAGGAUCGCUGACAUCCCCAUCGACCACCCCUCCUGCUCCAAGCAGCACGCUGUGUUUCAGUACAGGCUGGUGGAGUACACUCGUGCUGACGGCACCGUGGGCCGUAGGGUGAAGCCCUACAUCAUCGACCUGGGCUCGGGCAACGGCACCUUCCUCAACAACCAGCGCAUCGAGCCGCAGCGCUACUACGAACUGAAGGAGAAGGAUGUGCUCAAGUUUGGCUUCAGCAGCAGGGAAUAUGUUCUUCUCCAUGAAUCCUCAGAUAAAUCUGAGGCCAACACAAAGGACGAUGAUGAUGAGGAGGAGAAGGAGGAAGAGUCUGACAGUUAACAGACAGAGGAGGGAACUGGGGGCGGGGAGAGGGGAGAGAGGUUCUUUGCAGCUGGAUGUGUGUUGGGAUGUGAACGCUGGAGCAUCACAGCACUGAUGCCUCUUAUUGCCUUAAAGUCCUUUUUCUGUUGCUGAUCUGGUAUAGUUUAUUUUGGGGGACUUCAGUGAUGAUCCCAUCUCUGCUGGUUUGGCAUAUCAGGAAAGACUGCAAGGCUGCUUUUCUCUUUUUGUUUCUCCUUUUCCCCCACCCCAACGAGGAGAAAAAGCACCUGGGUGGGACAGCUCUGAGGCUGGAAGUACUCCACACCCAACAAGGAGAAAAGCACCUGGAUGGGACAGCUCUGAGGCUGGAAAUACUCCACACCCAACAAGGAGAAAAGCACCUGGGUGGAACAGCUCUGAGGCUGGAAAUACUCCACACCCAACAAGGAGAAAAGCACCUGGGUGGGACAGCUCUGAGGCUGGAAAUACUCUACAAAGGUUGAAAAGGACUGUCCUCUUGUAGGAAAUGCUAGAAAAAACACAGCUGGUGUAUUUUAAGUUAUUUUUUAUUAACUGUUGUGUUACAGCCCUUUGAAAAUGCCACUGAACUGAAAUGUUAGUUAGGACAUAACCUGGUGCAUUUUGUGACCUGGCUCCUUUGGUAGAGUUUGCCAAAUUCCUUUGCCUGGCAUGAGUUCCAGACAGGUGAAUUUCCCCAGCUGGCUGCUAAAAACACAGGAAUGUUGCAAAGCCCCCUCUCUGUAUUUGCAUGUUUGGGGUAGUUAGUUUGCCUUGUGAUCACUUUCAGUGCUGGAAAAUGCUACUUGAAAGUCACGAGGGCCCUGAAAGUUACAAAGUGAUCUGAAAUCGAAGUGAAAUGCUUCCUGGGGUCAGAGGUGAGGACACUGUGACUCAGGGGGGUGCUGCAGUUUGGGGUGAUUCCCAUACACCCCCCUGCCCCAUGAGUACCAUCCUGGAUUUCUUUGUGUUACACAUAAACACCUUUUUAUGUGGUGACAGGUUUGAACCAGAGUUUGCACUAUUUAAGUUCCCUUUUUAUAAAGAAAACUCACCCAAGUCACCUGUUUAAAACAUUCUCCUCCCCUGGGAAAGAAAACAGUGCUUUAGGAAGAGAGAAAACGACUCCACUGGCCUAAAGCACUUGCAGCUUGUGUAUUUUUAGAUGUUCUCCCCAGGGUUUGCUUUAUGGUAUAAGAAAAGUCUCUUUUUUUCCACCCUGUUCCCUGGGGGGCUGGGUGUUUGUCCUGUGCUCACAGGCAGCUCAGCCCCGCUGUGUAUAUACUGUGUUGUGUAUUGGAUGCACAGGCUGGGCUGUGGCUGGUGUAAAUACAGGGCAUUGCAGGAAGGGUUCAGGAGUUGAAUGAGUUUUGACCCAGAUGAUCUCCUUUAUAUAUACACUUAAAGGUUUUUAAAUAAAGCAUUUGUAAAUUGA
Molecule: messenger RNA, 2612 nt
Organism: Colius striatus (speckled mousebird)
Lineage: Eukaryota; Metazoa; Chordata; Aves; Coliiformes; Coliidae
Gene: SNIP1
Product: Smad nuclear interacting protein 1
Exons: 4
Coding region: 35-1177 (380 amino acids)
Biological process (GO): miRNA processing
Cellular component (GO): nucleus
Molecular function (GO): mRNA binding; protein binding
Source: RefSeq, a predicted model, not a curated record